Messenger RNA from Triticum dicoccoides, 1363 nucleotides. RefSeq names its product 1-aminocyclopropane-1-carboxylate oxidase homolog 2-like. Bases 31 to 1125 code for a protein of 364 amino acids. The transcript is spliced from 3 exons. Lineage: Eukaryota; Viridiplantae; Streptophyta; Magnoliopsida; Poales; Poaceae. The record is from RefSeq and is a predicted model, not a curated record.
GCGGAGAGAUCUCCCGAAGCCAAGCCAAUCAUGGCCGCCCCCGCCUCCUACGACCGCGCGGCCGAGCUGCGCGCGCUGGACGCGACCUUCGCCGGCGUCCACGGCCUGGUAGCCUCCGGCGCCACUUACGUCCCGCGCAUCUUCCGCGUCCCCGACCAGCCUUCUCCCCAGCAACAACCGCCCCAAGAACUGACGACGACGGCGCCCUCCGUCCCGGUGAUCAACAUCGCCGACCCGGACCGCGCGGCCACGGUGGCGUCCGUGCGCCGGGCCGCGGCGGAGUGGGGCUUCUUCCAGGUGACGGGCCACGGCGUGCCCCCGCGGUCGACGGCCGCGGCGCUGCGCGCGGUCCGAGGCUUCCACGAGGCCCCCGGCGGCGAGGGCAGCGACAAGGCGCGGCUCCACUCGCGGGAGCCCGGCAGGGCCGUCAAGUACCACUGCAACUUCGACCUGCACCAGUCGCCCGUGGCCAACUGGCGCGACACCCUCUACCUCCGCAUGGCCCCCUCGCCGCCCCUCGCCGCCGACCUGCCGGAGCCCUGCCGCGAGGCGCUGUUCGAGUACGCGGAGCAGGUGAAGGAUCUGGGGGACGCCCUGUUCGGGCUGCUGUCGGAGGCCCUGGGCCUGGACCGGAGCCGUCUGACGGACAUGGAGUGCAACCAGGGGCAGAUCAUGCUGUGCCACUACUUCCCGCCGUGCCCGGAGCCGGCGGCCGCCAUCGGCACCAGCCCGCACUCCGACUCCAGCUUCCUCACCGUGCUCCUCCAGGACGGCGUCGGCGGCCUCCAGGUCCUCCACGAGGGCCGGUGGGUCGCCGUCCCGCCCGUCCCCGGCGCGCUCGUCGUCAACGUCGGCGACCUCCUGCAGCUGGUCUCCAACGACGGGUUCCGGAGCGUGGAGCACAGGGUGGUGCUGGCGGCGGGGGGCGAGCCGAGGGUGUCCAUCGCGUGCUUCUUCAGCACGCACUUCCACCCGGCGUCGACGCGGGCGUACGGCCCCAUCGGGGAGCUGGUGUCCGGCGGCAGCCCGGCGCUGUACAGGGAGACGCUGGUGAGGGACUACGUCAAGCACUACUACGCCAUCGGGCUGGACGGCAAGGCCGCGCUCUCCGUGUUCCGGCUAUGAACGAAAACGAAAUUGCCAGGGAAGGCAGCCAAGGACCUCAAUAAUCUACUGUAGCAGUCUUUUGUUGGCACUCUACAAUGCUAACAAAGGUGACAGCGAAAUGUAUGCAGUACUACAUUCGUCAUGAUUUAUUGGUUUCUUUGUAUUUUGUGUCCAGGUUUGACCAUACAUUUAAUUAUCAAAAAUGUUAAUGCAUGUCACGAAAAAUUAUAUCUUUAGAUCUUAAUUUGUAUUUGAA